Raphanus sativus (radish) is the source of this 1707-nucleotide messenger RNA. RefSeq names its product probable protein phosphatase 2C 62. The transcript is spliced from 4 exons. The coding region runs from base 49 to 1707 and encodes 552 amino acids. The record is from RefSeq and is a predicted model, not a curated record. NCBI's taxonomy places the organism in Eukaryota, Viridiplantae, Streptophyta, Magnoliopsida, Brassicales, Brassicaceae.
UCUAAAGCAAAAUAUGUGACUGUUACAAAACUUGAAUGUUAAAGUGUUAUGGCAGAUCCUUUGAUGCUACUUUCUCUUCAACCUCCUCCUCUGCCUUUUCUGAUAUUUUCUUCUUCUUAUUCUUCUCUUCACCGUCGAUGGGGUUUGUCUCGGAGUGGGAUUAGAUUCUCUGUUUCUGAGUUUCGUUUGUCUUCUCAACUACAAUUGGCUAAUUCUACUUCACCUUCGCAGUCUUCUUCUACUGCUCCGGAGAAGUUUGAUCUCGUGUCUACAACUCAGCUCAAGGAUGGAAGCCAGGUCUUUCGAUUCGGAGAUGCAAGUGAGGUUGAGAGGUAUCGUGAAACUGAAGAAAAAGCGAGAUGCUUAGAGCUAGAGAGGAAGCAACAUGCUGAGAUAGAAGAGGAAGAAGCCAGUGAAGGAGUGAGAGAUGGAGGACAUGCAUUGGCCGAUCUAGAUCCUGUUUCUGAACUGGAGUCUCUCAAGGAAAAAUCUGUUGUGAAGAUAAAACCGGUGAAGUCUAGUACUGAAACAGUAUCUGAGAAAGAGUAUGGAGCUCCUCCUCCUGCCCGUCUCAGCAGUGUGAUCAAAAUUAAGGAUCGUAAAAGGGUUCGUUCUCCUGCUAAGAAAAAGAAAGAAACGCCAAUUCCAGUUACUGUUUCGGGGAGUGAAGAUGAAGCUGAAGCUAAAAUUGCUAGUGUUUCUAAUCUGAACUCUAUAGUUAGUGUAGCAGAAGUUAUUCCUACUAGCGCUACUGAAGAAAAGACCAAUGAGAAUGUAGAGCCACUUUCUUCUCAAGUCAUGGAGAAAGUCUCAGUGAAUGAAAUAAGAGGAGACUGUGAGACAAAUGGUUAUCAACAACUCACUGAGAGUCGUGUGGAGGAGCAAGCAACACCAAUAUCAUCUAGUUCACAACAUGGCUCGCAGUUGAAUGAUCUCAAGGAAGUUGCUCAUGUUUCUACCACUGAACUUGAUGACAGUUUGGAAGAGAGGAAAAAACUGAUGAAGACUUUUGAAGCUGAAGAAAAUCUUGUCGUUGAACCAGCAGCUACAGUUGAACUUGAUGUGUCUCCUGAUGGACUAGUUGUUGUGUCUCCUGAGGAAAAUCUUGUCGUUGAACCAACAGCUACAGUUGAUGUGUCUCCUGAUGAACUAGUUGUUGUGUCUCCUGAGGAAAAUCUUGUCGUUGAACCAACAGCUACAGUUUCUGUGUCUCCUGAUGAACUAGUUGUUGUGUCUCCUGAUGAAAAUCUUGUCGUUGAACCAAUAGCUACAGUUUAUGUGUCCCCUGGUGAACUAAUUUCAACUUCCGAAGCAACAAAUCACAGCAUUGAGGAGACUGCUGAAACGCCUGUGGUUGAUACGUCUGAAAUGGCAAAUGACGGAGAAAAUGGGACUUCAACCAUAGAAGAUGAAGUAGCUGUGAUUGACAGUAAAAAUGAUAAUGGUAGCAUAUCUAAAACUGUCAAUGACACAAAUGACGAAAAUCUCCAACUUCCUGAACCUGAAACAGCUAGUCUUCAACCCAUUGAAGUGGUUUCAGUCAGGGAAGAGCUUGUGUCCAAAGCAUUUUACUUGGAAUCUGGUUCUGCUUCACUCCAAAACCCCUUUAAGGUACCUGUGAUUUUCCUUCUGUUUGCAGUUCACUUGUUUUCAACACGGACAACGGGACAAGUAGUAACUUUACUAUCACCUUCUGCAUUUCAUUAA